CAGCAGCAGCAGCAAAAGCCAUCCAUAAAAAGGGCGUCUCUCAGACCUGUGGUUUUCCAUACAUCGCAGGGCCUUCGACUUUCUCCAUCGCGCUUUCUCCUCCUCAGAGAUUCAUCUGCUUCUCACGAUCCACCACUGUUAACCAUGAGUGACGAGGGAGAAAAGACGUGUCCUCUCUGCACUGAAGAGAUGGAUUUGACAGAUCAGCAAUUGAAGCCAUGCAAAUGUGGUUAUGAGAUAUGUGUUUGGUGUUGGCAUCACAUAAUGGACAUGGCCGAGAAGGAUGAUACAGAAGGGAGAUGUCCAGCAUGCCGCACACCUUAUGACAAGGAAAAAAUUGUUGGGAUGGCAGCCAACUGUGAAAGAUUGGUAGCUGAAAUCAAUUCAGAAAGAAAACAGAAGUCACUGAAGGCAAAACCAAAAACAUCUGAGGGUAGAAAGCAUCUUAGCAGUGUUCGAGUAAUUCAGCGGAAUCUGGUGUAUAUAAUUGGGAUACCUUCUAAUUUAGCAGAUGAAGAUGUUCUUCAGCACAAGGAAUACUUUGGACAAUAUGGAAAGGUUCUAAAGGUGUCUAUUUCUCGAACAUCUGGGGGUGCUAUUCAGCAUUCUGCAAACAACACUUGUAGUGUAUAUAUUACUUACUCAAAAGAGGAAGAAGCAAUUCGAUGUAUUCAAUCAGUACAUGGUUUUGUCUUGGAAGGAAGAUCCUUGAGGGCAUGCUUUGGAACAACAAAAUAUUGCCAUGCAUGGCUAAGAAAUGUGCCCUGCAGCAAUCCAGACUGUUUAUAUUUACAUGACAUUGGUACUCAAGAAGACAGCUUCACUAAAGAUGAGAUUAUUUCAGCCUAUACAAGGAGUAGAGUUCAACAAAUUACUGGUGCUACAUAUAAUUUGCAAAGGCGUUCAGGAAAUGUGUUACCUCCCCCAGCAGAUGAGUACUGCAAUAGCAGCUCAGGCAAACCUAUUGUCAAGAGUGCCUCCAAUAAUCCUGUAAGCCAGGUCAAAGGUUCUCCUCCUAAUAGUAGCUCUGGAAGAUCUGUUGCCCUUCCAGCAGCAGCUUCAUGGGGCAUGCGUGCUUCAAAUUGCCGGCCAAUAGCUUCAAAUUUAGUGUCUUCCAAUGGACCGACCAAACAAAAAACUGACACAUGUAAUGAUUCAGUGGUUCUCCCUUCAUCAGUUACAAGUACAAGCCUGACCUCUACGUUGCCUACAGAUGUAGGAAAAGUUUCUACAGUAACUGAAGAUUUCACACAUCACAGUGGAAGAUCAGGGUCAUUGGACUUGUCUAAACCGUAUAUUGUCAGAGAAUGCCACAAAACUGCUGUGGAUGCUCCUGCACACCCAGAGCUUGUCCAAGGUGCAGCGCUAACUCUUGUGACUUACAAUCACCUGUCUUCUCUUCCUGAAUCUAAGGCUAAAGACGGAAACAUCAUGACACUACCAAACUCAGUAUACUCAGAUCUUCACAGACAAUCUUGUGGUUCUGUUCCCAAUAAAGAAGAGACUGAUACUGCAAAUGGGAGCAUUCAAGAUUUGUGCUCUGAAUUAUCAGCAGUUAGUGUUGAUAGACAUUCUCGGGUUGAUCAUUCUGAACCAAUUCGAUCCAGUGGUUUAGAUGACAAUCAUCUUGUGGUUAUAUCGCCUAGAAGUCAAAGAUUACAUUCACAGAAUUCUGAUAAACUAGGAGAACAAUUAACCUCACUGCCAUCAAUGAAAGUGGCCACACCAUCUGAUCGGAUCUGUGAUUCAGGAGAAUCUUGUGAUUGGAGGUCGGAUUCACAAGCACAGACUCUUCAGAAUUCAUGCUUUGAAGCGGAAGAAGAAGAUUUUCUACCUUUUGAUGAUCAAAGAGUAAAAGCUUCAGAAGAAGUUAGUCACCCAUCAUAUUUGCCUCGUGGGCGUAAUUCUCCAUCUAUCUUGAAUGAUUCUAGUAGUCAAUAUUCUUGGCAACAUGGUGAUUCGGGCAGUGCAAGUAAUCUUAAUAACAUAGAUUCUAGAGAACAUAUAACAACUAAUGAAGAAGCUUAUGUUCCCUUUAAAUCUGAUGAAUCAGUAUUAUCUAAUGGACAUAGUGAAAAUGAUAUGAGAAGUUCUACUGAAAUGGAUGGGUUCUUUGACCACUCCAACCUUUUCUCAAGCAUGGAGAAAGGCAAAUCUAUGGCAAGAUUUAAUGAUGAUAUUGCAAAGGCUGAAGAGAAUGCUACUUUAGACAUGGGAGAGAGUAGCAUCAUAUCAAAUAUCUUGUCGAUGGAAUUUGAUGUGUGGGAUGACUCGUUAACAUCUCCUCACAACUUAGCGAAGUUGUUGAAUGAAUCUGAUAAACAACAGGGUUCUUUGAAAAUAUCAGGGUCAUGGAAGGUUCAGAACAGCAAUCAAUCCAGGUUCUCUUUUGCAAGGCAGGAUGAGUUUGCAAAUGAAGGAGCUGGAAUUGAGCCAUCUUUCAGUAGUGUGCCUAACAAAUAUUCGCUGUCUCAAGAUUCUUUGGAAAGCCGGGAUAAUUUCUUGGAGAAGCUUCGGAAUGGGUUUUCAUCCAGUACUUUAGAGGAACCUGAUCCUUACUCUAGCAUUCAUUCAAUUUUCUCUUCUAACAAGCUUUCUGUUUCAAGAGCUCAAGUUUCUGCACCACCUGGAUUUUCAGUUGCAAGUAGAGCACCUCCUCCAGGGUUCUCUUCUCAUGAGAGAAUGGACCAGGAUUUUGAUACUUCUGGGAAUCAUUUGCUUGAGAGUUCAUUGCUGAGAAAUCAGUACCAGGGAUUGCCAACUGGGAAUAUUGGUGGCAUUGGGGAUGUUGAGUUUAUUGAUCCUGCAAUAUUGGCAGUUGGUAAAGGAAGGCUACCAAAUGGGCUCGGUAACUCUGGCUUGGAUAUGAGAUCAACCUUUCCCUCUCAACUUGGUGUUUCUGACGAUGAUGCAAGGCUUCAGUUGUUGAUGCAACAAUCCAUCUCUGCACAUCAGAAUAUGAGAUUUGCUGAUCAUAAUAAUGCUGAUAUGUUUUCUCCUUUUAGUGAUGCUUAUUCUAUUCCAUCUAGGCUUUUGGAACAAUCUCAAGUCAGCAGCAUGUCCCCAUAUGCACAAUUGUCACUCCAACAGUCUAGAAACACACGGAUGUCAAAUGGCCAUUGGGAUGGGUGGAAUGAUGUCCAGACUGGAAAUGAUCUGGGUAUGGCAGAGCUUCUCAGAAAUGAAAGGCUAGGGUUCAACAAAUUCUUUCCUGGUUACAAUGAUCUGAAAUUUCGGAUGCCCAGUUAUAGCGAUCUGUAUAACAGGGCAUUUGGGAUGUGAAUUGUGUUAGAAGUGAAUCCGUUUUUGUCUGCUUGCUGGCAAUUGUAUAGACGGGGCAACAGAUGUGACCAUGUGUGCAACCUCCUCUGUUCUGGGGGAUGAGGCUACUGAGUUUCAUUUAGCAGUUCUCUUAUGCAGGAAUCUUGAAGAAUGAUUGAACUCCUUUUUAUUGGCUUUCAGAAUGUUGCUCCCUUGGGUUAACUCAUUAUCAGCAGGUUUAUGUCUGAGUGUAACAUCUAGGGCUGACAUGUGUGAGAAUGCUGGUUUGUGUCUGAGAGCAGCCACUACAGUGCAAAAGAAAAAAAAGGCCAAAGGUGGUCUGUAUCCUAUCCUACCCUUCCCAAGACGCCAGAUAACUGGGACCUAUAGUAAUGGCCCUGAUAAAACUAUGGAGUUCUGUUCACUUUUAGGCUUAGGCAAGCUCUUGGGCUUUUAGGUAAGAUGAAUGACCUAAUCAGUGACAAUGCUGACUCCCCCUGGAGAAACGUUGUCUGUCCAUAUAAUGCCUGGUGCAGGGGGUGCAGGGGGCAUUUUUUUUCCUGGUUGAGAAUGCAAGGGCAAGUUGAGUUUGAACUUUAUGACACAUGAUUUUGGAAUUGAUGAUUUUUGUUUUCUUGUCUGGCUACUGAAGAUUCUAGAUUUAUACUUAGUUUUGGAAGUGAUCCCGAGAGCAAGUUUGUGUGUUUAUGCCCUGUUAACCAAUUGGUUCAAAAUCCAAGGGCCUUAACGCCAAUUAACAGGCUGUUAGGGGGUGUUCUGUGGAUCUCAGUCUGAUGGUUGACAUCAUGUUUGGAUGUAACCUGCAAAGGAUCCAUGACAAAGGUCGUAUGUGCAGCUGUUUGAUUGGCUGGCUCACCAUCCGGAGGGGAUUGCUUUGGUCACACUUUUAAGAGGAGAAAGUAUUACUGUUGCAGUCUUCUAACAGGUGUCUGAAUACUGUUCCCUUGUUCAUAUACCUACAAAUUCUUUACAUCGAAGAUUUUAGUCUGACUAAAUCAAGCUUAGAUGAUGCGUAUUUUUAACUUAAUUUGUGAAUUGUCUAAAAACAGAUGAAUGAAAACUAAAAACGGGUAUUACAUUGUAACCCAUUUACAGUGAGAAAAGUAUUAUACCUCAUGGUAAAGGUUAUUGUUGUCUUUA
Messenger RNA from Nelumbo nucifera (sacred lotus), 4422 nucleotides. RefSeq lists its product as uncharacterized. The record is from RefSeq and is a predicted model, not a curated record. NCBI's taxonomy places the organism in Eukaryota, Viridiplantae, Streptophyta, Magnoliopsida, Proteales, Nelumbonaceae. Gene Ontology annotation, biological process: protein ubiquitination. Gene Ontology annotation, molecular function: ubiquitin-protein transferase activity; RNA binding. Gene Ontology annotation, cellular component: CCR4-NOT complex.